Messenger RNA from Dromiciops gliroides (monito del monte), 11855 nucleotides. It is a transcript of the gene ATG2B, whose product is annotated as autophagy related 2B. Gene Ontology annotation, biological process: autophagy of mitochondrion; reticulophagy; piecemeal microautophagy of the nucleus. Gene Ontology annotation, cellular component: phagophore assembly site; extrinsic component of membrane. Lineage: Eukaryota; Metazoa; Chordata; Mammalia; Microbiotheria; Microbiotheriidae. The transcript is spliced from 42 exons. The record is from RefSeq and is a predicted model, not a curated record. Bases 458 to 6682 code for a protein of 2074 amino acids. Gene Ontology annotation, molecular function: phosphatidylinositol-3-phosphate binding.
GGAGGGGGAGCCGCAGACGCAGCUGAUGACAACAAAGUCGCCUCUGGGUCGUCGCUGUGGUGAUCGAUCUCCUCAGCUCCAGGGGCGGCUCGCCCUUCGUUUUACCAGCCCUCUGCUCCCUGUCGCUGCCUCUCUCUUUCUCAUUGGCAGCCGCGGCGGUUGUCGAGUGCCCGGGCUGAGGGUCCCUUCUCCAGCCUCCGCGGGGCCGGGGCCUAGAGCGGCUGGCGUGGAGCACGCCGCGUCUCGGGCCAUGGGGACGCUGGCCGGCCCCUGAGCUAGGGGAGACGCGAGAAGGGGCCGGGCCGGAGGGGAAGGAAAAAAGGACCUUCUGCACGCCGAGGUCGAGGCCCCGACGCUGCGCCGUCUCCGCGUCCUCUUUUUCCUGCUCCUUGCCAGCACUAUUCUGGAGUCGGAAAAUUAUUGAGCCCCCAAAGCAGUAGCCAGCCCAGGAGCCGUCAUGCCGUGGCCCUUUUCGGAGUCCAUCAAGAAAAGGGCCUGCAGGUACCUGCUACAGAGGUACCUGGGCCAUUUCCUGCAGGAGAAACUGAGCUUAGAACAGCUCAGCCUGGAUCUCUACCAAGGGACUGGCUCCCUCUGGCAGGUCCCCUUGGACAAAUGGAGUCUCAAUGAAAUUCUGGAGUCAGCAGAUGCACCUCUAGAAGUUACAGAAGGAUUUAUUCAGUCAAUUUCUCUCUCUGUUCCUUGGGGCUCAUUGUUACAAGAUAAUUGUGCACUGGAAGUGAAAGGAUUAGAACUAGUAUUCAGGCCUAGACCUCGAUUAGCAACUGGUUCUGAGCCUAUGUAUUGGUCAAGUUUCAUGACUAGUAGCAUGCAACUGGCAAAAGAAUGCCUUAGUCAUAGAUUAACAGAUGAACAAGGGGAUGGAUCACAGCCUUUUGAAGGACUUGAAAAAUUCGCUGAAACCAUUGAAACAGUUCUAAGAAGAGUGAAAGUGACUUUCCUGGAUACAGUUUUGAGAAUUGAACAUAUACCUGAAAAUUCAAAAACUGGAACUGCACUUGAAAUUCGAAUAGAAAGAACUAUGUAUUGUGAUGAAACUGCUGAUGAAUGCUCUGGAAUCAAUGUACAUCAGCCUACAGCUUUUGCUCAUAAACUGCUUCAGCUUUCUGGAGUUUCUGUCUUUUGGGAUGAGUUUUCUGCAUCAGCAAAAUCUUCUCCAGGGUCUUCAACUGCACCAGUGGAAACCGAACCUAAGCUUUCACCUAGCUGGAACCCAAAAAUUGUUUAUGAGCCACACCCACAACUCACUAGAAAUUUACCAGAGGUUGCACCUUCAGCCCCUGUUCAGAUUGGGAGGAUGAUUGGUAGAAUGGAGCUAAGCCUUACAUUAAAGCAAAAUGAAGUACUUCCUGGAGCUAAGUUGGAUGUCGAUGGACAUGUAGACUCAAUACACCUAUUCCUGUCACCAAGGCAAGUUCAUCUGAUUUUGGACCUGUUGGCUGCUGUAGCUGGACCAGAGAAUUCUGGUAAAAUAGUGUUACCCACUAAAGAUAGGAAAAAUCGUCCAAUGCAGCAGGAAGAUGAAUAUCGGAUUCAGUUGGAAUUGAAUCGGUGCUUACGAAGAGACUCCCUCUCAGUGGGUGCAUCAUCUGAGCAGAGUUUUUAUGAAACAGAAUCAGCCAGAACACCUUCUAGCCGUGAAGAAGAAGUUUUCUUCUCCAUGGCUGAUAUGGAUAUGUCCCAUAGUCUCUCAUCUCUUCCUCCUCUUGGAGAUCCCCCAAAUAUGGAUCUUGAUCUCUCCUUAACUAGUACAUUCACAAAUACUCCAGCAGGAUCUCCAUUGAGUGCCACUGUGCUUCAGCCAACUUGGGGUGACUUUCUUGAUCAGCAUAAAGAGGAACAACCAGUUAAAGGACCUCCAUUUUCGUCCAACUUAAUUCACCAGGCAUCUUUACGAAGGACUUCUCUUCCUUCCAGAUCUGUUUCACUGGAUGAGUCCAGGCCUGAACUUAUUUUUAGAUUAGCUGUGGGAACCUUUUCAGCCUCUGUACUUCAUAUCGAUCCUUUAUCACCACCUGAAACUUCUCUGAACAUUAAUCCAUUGACUCCAAUGGCAUUGUAUUUCUUUACUUGCAUAGAAAAGAUUGAUCCAGUAAGAUUUUUGGCACAUGAUUUUUCAUCCUUCAGAGAAGUAUUUUCAGAGGCUUGCUCCCAUGAUCACCUCAGAUUUAUUGGUACUGGCAUCAAAGUAUCAUAUGAACAAAGGCAAAGAUCAGCUUCUCAGUAUUUUAGUACCGAUAUGUCAGUUGGGCAAAUGGAGCUUUUGGAAUGCCUGUUUCCUACUGAUUCUCAUACUGUUUCAACACACUACACGGAGCUUUUAAGGUUCAAUUCCAAAAAAGGAAAUGAUUUACAUCCCCCCACAUGUCUUCAGCUUCAUUAUAAACAUUCUGAUAUCAGAGGACCCCAAGGCAGUCAGGCACGACUUAGUUCAGUUCCUCAGAAAGCAGAAUUACAUAUCAAAUUAAAUCCAGUGUUUUGUGAACUGGAUAUUAGUAUUGUGGAUAGGUUAAAUUCCUUGCUUCAACCACAGAAACUUACCACAGUAGAGAUGAUGGCUUCUCACAUGUAUACGUCUUACAACAAACAUAUAAGUCUGCACAAAGCAUUCACAGAAGUUUUCCUGGAUGAUUCACAUACUCCUCCAAAUUGUCAAAUAUCUAUACAAGUCACUACACCAGCAUUAAACCUUGCUGUUCGCUUCCCAAUACCUGACCUUCGAUCAGAUCAGGAAAGAGGACCUUGGUUUAAGAAGUCGCUUCAGAAGGAGAUCCUUCAUUUAGAAUUCACCAAUAUGGAAUUUAAGACUGAGUUUAUAGGAGGAUCAUCUCCAGAGCAAAUUAAAUUGGAACUUACCUUUAGAGAGCUUUUUGGCUCAUUCCAAGAAGAUAAAGGAGAACCAUUAGUUAAGUUUUUCCAAGUGUCUAGUGGAAUAGAUGGGGAUAUAACAUCAUCAGAUGACUUUGAUUGGCCACGGAUUGUACUGAAAAUAAACCCACUAGCUAUGCAUUCCAUUUUGGAGAGAAUAGCAGCAGAGGAAGAAGAAGAGAGUGAUGGUCAUUUUCAGGAGGAAGAAGAAGGAGGAGCUCAUUCUCUGAAAGAUGUUUGUGAUUUAAGAAGACCAGAACCAUCACCCUUUUCUUCUCGUAGAGUAAUGUUUGAAAAUGAACAGAUGGUGAUGCCAGGUGAUGCUGUGGAAAUGACAGAGUUUCAAGACAAAGCAAUCAGCAACUCUCACUAUGUAUUGGAACUUAUGUUACCAAAUAUUUACUUAACAUUGCCAAAUAAAAAUUUUUAUGAGAAACUCUAUAAUAGGAUCAGUAAUGACUUGCUACUCUGGGAACCAACAGCUCCUUCACCUGUGGAAACAUUGGAAAAUAUUUCAUAUGGUAUUGGGCUCUCAGUAGCCAGCCAACUGAUUAAUACCUUCAACAAAGAUAGUUUUAGUCAGUUUAAAUCUACAGUUCAUUAUGAUGAUGAGAGUGGAUCUGAGGAGGAGACUUUGCAGUAUUUUUCCACAGUUGAUCCGAACUAUCGUUCUCGUAGGAAAAAAAACCUCGAAUCUCAGAACAAGAACUCUCAGAGUUUUCUCUCUGUUCUUCUAAACAUCAAUCAUGGAUUAGUAGCAGUAUUUACAGAUAUAAAGCAAGAUGACAGAGAGAUGUUAGAAAGUAAGCAUGGUGAAUUCUGGUUAGAGUUCAAUAAUGCUUCAUUAUUCUUCGUGACAAAAUAUGAAGGUUUUGAAGAUAAGCACUACAUAUGUCUUCAUUCCAACAGCUUCAGUUUAUAUCACCAAGGCAUGGUAGAUGGAGUGAUUCUUCCUGCUGAAGUACGAUUUCCCACUACAACUCGCCCACAUUGGUUGGAACCUAUAAUUUAUUCUUCAGAAGAAGAUGGUCUUAGUAGAACCUCAGAUGGUGUUGGAGGAGACUCUUUAAGCAUGUUGUCUGUUGCUGUUAAAAUCCAGUCUGAUAAAUCAGAGAUGAAUACAAAGGAAUUUCUGAUUGCAGUGGGACUCAAAGGAGCUACUCUCCAGCACAAAGUACUUCCUUCUGGACUUAGCUGGCAUGAACAGAUUUUAUAUUUCAUGAAUAUUUCUGAUGAACCUGUUUUGGGAUAUAAUCCUCCAGCUUCCUUUACAACCUUUCAUGUUCAUCUAUGGAGUUGUGCACUUGAUUAUAGGCCUCUUUAUUUGCCAACAAGAUCUCUUCUUACUGUGGAAACAUUUAGUAUUUCCAGUAGUGUUUCUUUGGAUAAAUCAUCAUCUACUCUCAGAAUUAUCUUGGAUGAAGCUGCUUUACAUUUGUCUGAUAAAUGCAAUACUGUAGCUGUAAACUUGAAUAGAGAUUAUGUCCGUGUAAUGGAUAUGGGCCUUUUGGAAUUAACUAUCACAGCAAUGAAAUCUGAUUCCGAUGGGGAGCAAACUCGGCCUCGCUUUGAGCUGCAUUGUUCUAGCGACGUUAUUCACAUCAGAACGUGUUCUGACUCUUGUGCUGCUCUCAUGAAUCUUAUACAGUAUAUUGCAAGUUAUGGUGAUUUACAUGCACCCUCUAAAACAGAAGUUAAACCUGCAGCUAUCCAAAGGAAAACAAAGGUGGAUACAACUAGCUGGCCGUCUUCACGAGGUCCAGUACUUCCUGAAGCUGAUCAACAAAUCUUGAGAGAUUUGAUGAGUGAUGCCAUGGAGGAAAUUGAUACACAGCCAGCAAUUUCUCCUGUAAAGCCACAAUCUAAUGGUAUUUUGGAUGAAAAAUCACAAGCUCAGGAACCAUCAUCUUGCUCAGAUCUCUUCCUGUUCCCGGAUGAAAGUGGGAAUACCUCUCAGGAACCUAGUCCCAGCUAUGCCUCAUGUACUCAGCACUUGAUUAAUGAUGCAAUGAUAGAUGUACCUUCAGAAAAUGAUGACUUUUGCAUUCUUUUUGCACCUAAAGUAGCCAUUCAUGAGAAGGAAGAAGAACCGGUAGUGAAAACAAUGGUUGAUGAUGGUAUUGUAAUAAUAGAGAAUCAUUUUAGUUUGCCUGUUAAAAAAACAGAUACUAGCAAAGCACCAUUACACUUUCCUACUCCUAUAAUACGAUAUGUCGUUAAGGAAGUCUCUCUUGUUUGGCAUCUCUAUGGAGGAAAGGAUUUUGGAACAAUGCUACCUCCAUCUCCAGCUAAAAGUUAUGUUAGUCCACACAGUUCCCCUUCUCAUACACCCACAAGACAUGGACGUAGUAUGGCAUGUGGAGGAAAAGGAAGAAAUUUUGACUUUUUAAUGGAAAUACAGUUGAGCAAGGUGAAGUUUCAACAUGAAGUAUACCCACCAAGCAAACCGGAAUGUGAGUCUAGCCUCUUAGAACAUCCAGUGUCUCGCCAAGUGUUUAUCGUUCAGGACCUUGAGAUUCGUGAUCGCCUGGCUACUUCACAAAUGAACAAAUUUUUAUAUCUUUACUGUAGUAAGGAGAUGCCUCGAAAAGCCCAUUCUAACAUGUUAACAGUUAAAGCAUUACAUGUGCGUCCAGAAUCUGGAAGAGCACCACAAGAAUGCUGUUUAAGAGUGUCAUUAAUGCCACUUCGACUCAAUAUUGACCAGGAUGCCUUGUUUUUCCUGAAGGACUUUUUCACUAGUCUUUCUACAGAAGUGGAACUUCUAAUGACUCCAGAUCCAGAAGUUAAAAAAUCUCCUGGAGCUGAUGUCACCUGCAGUUUGCCAAAGCAUUUGAGUGCCUCAAAGGAACCAAACUUAGUCAUUUCUUUUCCUGGGCCAAAGCAACAAUGCCAUAAUGACAGUUCAGUGGAAGUCAUUAAUGGAGAGGAGGAUGAUUUAGCUGAAUCAACACUGUUUAGUGAUCAACCUGUGUUUUUUAGAGAAUUUAGAUUCACAUCAGAAGUUCCUAUACGACUUGAUUACCAUGGGAAGCAUGUAUCAAUGGAUCAGGGUACAUUAGCUGGAAUUCUAAUUGGUCUAGCCCAACUAAAUUGUUCUGAACUAAAGUUGAAGAGACUUUUCUAUCGACAUGGUUUGCUAGGUGUAGACAAAUUAUUCUCUUAUGCAAUUGCGGAAUGGCUUAAUGAUAUUAAGAAGAACCAGCUACCAGGAAUUCUGGGAGGUGUUGGGCCUAUGCAUUCAUUAGUACAAUUAGUGCAAGGCCUGAAGGACUUGGUCUGGUUACCAAUAGAACAGUACCGAAAGGAUGGCCGCAUUGUAAGAGGAUUUCAAAAAGGAGCAGCUUCAUUUGGUACUUCAACAGCAAUGGCUGCUUUAGAACUAACAAACAGAAUGGUUCAAACUAUACAGGCAGCAGCAGAGACUGCUUAUGACAUGGUAUCCCCUGGUACAAUUUCUAUUGACCCCAAAAAGAUCAAAAGAUUUUCUCAUCAUCGCUUAGCACAUCAGCCAGUAGACCUGAGGGAAGGUGUGGCCAAAGCAUAUAGUGUCGUAAAGGAGGGUAUUGCAGACACUGCUCAAACCAUCUACGAAACUGCUGCUAGAGAGCACGAGAACCGGGGUGUUACUGGAGCAGUAGGAGAAGUUCUCCGUCAGAUUCCACCAGCUGUAGUUAAACCUCUGAUUGUUGCAACAGAAGCAACAUCAAAUGUUUUAGGUGGAAUGAGAAACCAAAUUAGACCAGAUGUUCGACAAGAUGAAUCACAAAAGUGGCGCCAAGGGGAUGACUGAUACUUCCAACAUGACUCUUUAUGAAGAUAAUGAAAGUGGAAGUAAGGAACAUGAUAUCCCAGUGGCAGCUUUAGAUGGAACUAAUUUGAAUUUACUGUGUUUAUCUCAGGAGCAGAGCCUUUCCUUAGUUAAGCAAUUUCAUAUCAAAACAACUUGUAGCCAAAACCUUCUAAGCAUUUUAGGGCAAGUUUGAUACUUGGCUUUAGUAAUGACUCUCACUUAUUAUGUCUGAUGGCUAGUUCCACAUGUCUUGGGUCAUGUGCUUGCUUUCAUUAAAACAUAAACCAUAGUUCUCUUUUGAUGGCUGAAGUGUUAUUAGAAGCAGCCCUUUCACAACACAUGGAAUUCAAAUGUUUUCUGAGCCCUUAAAGAUUACCUGUCAGUUGUUCUUCUUUGAUGUGUAGAACUAAAAACAUCACGUUUAAAGCAUCAGUUUUGGUUGUGAGUAAUAGAAGUAAAUGGGAUUCUCAAUUAGGAAUAUGUGGAAGACAUCUGUUGAAAAAAGUGAAUUUAAUAUUUAUAUUUUUAAUAACAACCUGUGAAUAUAUUAUGUAACAUUUAUGCAUAUAUAAUAUAUAUGUAUACACACACCCUUAUUUCUAAGGGAUUUUUUUGGGGGGAAAUGACCAUUUUCAGACAUGUUCUAUUGUGUUGCACUUUAAAUAAUUUAUUCUGCAAAAUUGUAGAUAAAUACAAGGUCAUGUGCAUUAUUCUUAAGUGAGUUAGAAACUUACAAAUAUUAUAAAGAUGAAUGAGUGUGAUGAAGAUUUUGGUAAAGGAUACAUGUGCUUAUUUAACUAUAAAUGAAAUUGCUCUUUUUAUGUCUGCCUGAGAAAAAUUAUAUCUUUGAUUUUAAGCAGAUAGAGAUUUUGAGCUUGAUAGGAUGGUAUAGAGUGUGGGAGGAAAGGAAGGUUGUCCUUUUUUUUCUUCUUUUAGAUUAACCAGUACUUCUCCCCCUAACACACACACACACACACACACACCCUCUCAUUAACUGUUUCAAAGUAAAAAUUUUAACAGGCUAACUGUACAUUUCAAUAGCCUGUCAUAUUUUAAUAAAAUAAGUUUAUUUAAAAAUAAAAUUGUUUUAUGUGCCUCUAUAUAAUUUAUAUUCUUUAGAGUGUAUUCAGAGAAAUUAAACUUAUUUAUCCUAUGAUUCUUAGAAAAACUUUCUCAAAACUGGAUAAUAUCAAGUAAAUCACUCUCCAGACAUAAGAUAGGAUUUGCUACCCAAAACAAAUAUCCUAGGCUACACAUGUGUCUGACAUAAGCUAAAAUAGUAAUUAAAUGUCUGGCCACCAUUUCAAUUUGUAAUAUGUAAUAUCAAAUUCUCUCUUAUAAGGAAUUUCAGAAUAUUACCUUUUAAGUUAUAGACUAGAAAAUUAAGUUGCUUUUUCAAUUAAGAAAUAUCAGUGUAAACAGUGGUCCAAAUUUACUUCAAGAUAUUAAAAAAUGAAUUUUGAAUGCACUUGUUUUCUCUUUUUAGAAAUUUUAAAAGAGGGUAUCUUAGAAAUAGUCCAUCUGUGCAUUACUAGAACAGUUGACACCUAUUAGCUGCACAAGCACAGCACAAUUUUUGCCAAAUAUGACACAAAUUAAGCAAUGUAGUUAUAGCAUUUUGUUAUUAUAAGGAUUUAAUCUUUUUCAGGAGAAAUACAGACAUGCUACAUAUAAAAACCCCAGAAUAAGCCAUCCUUUUAAAGUAGAAUCUCAACUAACUAUAUAUCAGGUUAAGUCUUUUAUUAAUUAUGACCUCAGUUAAAAGGUGAAAGUGUUUGUUACUGUACAGCUAAGACAUUUAGUUUCUAUUCUUUUACUUGUUUCUAGUCUUUCUGUGGUCACACUAUGCAAAUGCGUAGUCCAGAGAAAUAAAAUUCCACUUGUAACAUUCACUCUUAAGUAGCUAACAAACAUCUUUUAGAAAUUGCCUUCAUAAAUUCUGCUUUAACAAAUACUUGUAUAACCUCCAGUUGUAUAGAACACUAUUUGCACAUUCAGGCCAACAGUCCACAGCAAAUGAGUGGAUAGAAUUUACAAGUUAGUUUAAAUGAAAUGUACCUUUGCUAAAAGUGUGUAUAUGUACAGUACUUGUGUUUGAAUAUUUGUAUAAUAUUAAGCAUCUUUAAAUAAAACUCAGUGUUCUUCCAAAUGUAUUGAUGUUUUUGGAAUUUUAAGUAACCUUUUUUUUUUUUUUUUUGGUAGAGUGCUUCCUGGCUUUAGGGGCUUAGGCUGAUAAAAUCUUAGUGCUCUGAUCUUUUCACAGAAUGCUGGGCAUUCAGAUCUUUUAAAUGUUUCUAGUAAUUGAAUUUAUUUUUUGACUUAACAAUGUUCCCUGCCUAAUUUAACUUAACCAUGGUAAAUGAUGGAGUAAUUGAUAUCUUUUCUCAGAUCAGAUAACAUAGAUAAAGUGCUUUAUAAAUAUAUUUUUAUUCAGAUUAUUUCAUAUUGGGGCCCGCUAGGUGGCGCGGUAAAGCACUGGGCUUGGAUUCAGGAGGACCUGAGUUCAAAUACAGCCUCAGACACUUGAUACUUACUAGCUGUGUUAACCCUUAUUGCCCCGCAAAAAAACUCCAAACAAACAAAAAGAAAAACAAGAAUAUUUCAUAUUGCACUUAAAUACGGUUAUUUAAUGUUAAAAAAGGGAGAAAGGAGUGUUUACCUUCUUCAGUGCUAAUGUUGUGAUGCUAAUAAAUUAUCCCUUUUUCACAUUAAAUCCUGUUCCUAUUAUCUCCAUAAUUAUAAUCAUUUGCAAAUACAUUGAAUGCUGAACAUGUACUUUAUGUGUGAAAGUUAAAAAAACAACUUUGCUUUUAGCUUUGGGUUUCUAAUUUAAUGAAAUGGUAUUUGGAGGAGAUUCUUAUGUCCCUUCAAGCUUAUUUUUUAGAUAAUGAAACUAGUAAACCGUAGGGUUUUUUUUCUCCAUGCUUAAAAUGUUGAUAGCUUUGGGUUAAAAUGGGGUGGGGGGGGGCAGGGAGGAAAGCAAGAAACACAUUUUUUAUUUUAAAAAAAGAAACAUUAAAAAUGGAAACAUUUCUCAAUUUUCUAAAUUAAGACUGAAUGUAGACUUCAUAUCUCUGUUUUCUGAAUUUCAGUCUUUGUGUUUCAUUCACAAAUGUGUAAUGUAUCUGGCCAACUUUUGAUCAUAUGAAGGCUGAUUUUGUGUAGACCCUUUAUGUCUCCUUCCCACUGCCAUCUCCUGUUUGGCCAUCAGAGUGCUUAUUAGCGCUCUAUCCAAGAAUGUGGAACAAUAAGAGCAAGAACAAAUAUAAUUUAAAUUCAUGAGUUUUUUCUUUUCGAUUGUUCAAUUCUUAGGAAAGGUUUGAUAGACAGAAGGCUUUGAACUAAUGACUAAAAUGAAGAUUGAGAUUGCCUUUAAAAAAAAUUAUUAUCACAGAUAAUUGUCCCUAUCAGGUCAUAGGAGGCAGGAUAGGGCAUUGGAUUAGUUGUGAGGAGACCUAAGUUGUAGUUCUGGCACUGCUACUACUUCACUAUGUGUCCUUGGAAGUCAUUUCCUAGUUAUGGCCCUAACUUUUCUCAUUUGUAAAAUGAAGGUGGUUGGACUAAGAUCACUUCCAUGGUUUCUUACAGCCCUAAGACACUGACUGUGUACCCAUUUAGAAAAUGGCUACUACUUCUUAGAAGAAACAAUUUAAGAAUGUAUUUAGAAAUCUUAAUAUUGUGUUUACAGUGACAUGUUUAUUCUAUAUUUUUAAAAAGUUGUAUAAUCUAGAGGACCUGGUUGGAAGUCAGGAGGGAAUAGUUCUAACCUCUACACCUCAAAGCUAGCUUUGUGACAUGGAGUGAACUGAUUAGCUUCUCAGCUUCACUUUUCUUAAUCCUGAAUUACUAGGAUUGUCACAGGACCUUUUUUGGGUUGGACUGAGACUAGCAUGACCUUUAGGUGGGAAUUUUAUUCUCUAUUCCUCCCUCUGCUCCCCUUCUUUAAUCAUUAAAAGUUCCUUAAGUUAAGGGGAAUGCUCAUGAAUUUCUUUCAGUUCCUUGGAUGUAAGGCGUUAUGUAAACACAAGGUGGUAUCAUUAUUAUAUGUGUAUAAUCAUGUGUGUGUAUAUAUAUUAUUUAAAAAUGCUGUCAUACAUUAGAAUGUGUUAAACACAUUUCAUGAUCUGUCCAUAAGUAUAUUAAAUGCAAGUAUAAGUUUAAUUUAUACUUCUUAGGAUGCUUAUCAAGUGCUAUAUUUGUACAGUAUGUGUAAAUAAUGGUACAAAAUGUAUGUGUCAUCAUUUGCCAACUCCAGUUGUCUUGCAGUUUAUUGUAGGAUGCACAGUCACUCUUUAUUUCUGGAACUUCUUUGUCAAACGAGUUUUAAUUCCAUUUAUUUUUCUGUAUGAUCUUAGCCAAUUCAACAAGCAUUUAGUAAUCAAAUACUAUGUAGAAGACAGGCUACCCAUUCUAACACAGAGUUAUAUUGUGUAGCUGAAAAUGAUUCAACCAGCCUGCUUUGGUUUUGUUUAUAGGCAGCCUUUUUUUGUUGUUGUUGUUAGUCAUUAGUGAAUCAAAGGUGGAAACAUUAUUUCAAUACAUAAUAUUGAUAAUGCAGUUAUUUAGCUUAAAAAAUCGAGUGUUUCAACAUUUCAUGCACAUAUGUAUAUUGACAUUUUUCUUUUUUAAAAAAUGUUUUUGCAUUAAUAUUAUAAUUUGACUUAAGAAAAAAUUUCUGAAGAGUUGUGUAUUUGGUUUUUUUUUCCCCAACAAAUAUCUAGUACACAUUGAACACCAGCACUCUGUUUUGAAGGGUCAGGAACUUAGGAGAUCUUAAGUGAUAUAUUCUCAUCUUUAAUACAUCAGAUUGAUUCAGAUUCCUAAAAAAACCAGUUUUUUUAGUACUUUGCUCUUUCAAAUGUAUUUUUGUAUAAAAGAAUAAUUUCUGAUAGCUGGUUACAUUAUUUGUGUGUUAUUUGUGAAAACUGCAGGUCAUAUAACACUGUCUACCUUUUCUAUGUUAAUAAACUGGGGAAUGUGGCCAUAAAUUGCCUAGCAUUCAUAAUGGAAGCUUUAUACAAACAUUUUGAUUUGUUACAAAUGCAGAAGUUGAAUUAUCAUGAAUAAAAGAUUAUAUAAAGUUUACAAGUAUUUAUUAUUGUCAUUUUGUCCUAAUAAACUGUAAUUGUUUAUGUAAGCAUUUAAAAAAAUGCCUAUGCUGUGUGAAAAUUGU